AUUGGCGAGCGAUUCUCUACCAUCUCUCUUUAGAUGCACCUAAAUUAAGGGAACUAUCAUCAUCAUCAUAAUUAUUUUCUAAUUAUGUCGUGUCUAGUAACUUUCCUAGUAACUUUGCUGGGCAUCUAGGAACAGUAAUGCCAUGGUUGGACUCUAGAGAAAUCGAUUACCUGUGCAUUCUUAUUAACAAAUUAUAACCUCCUUCUUGUAAACUGAAAAUUAAUUAAAAUAUACCGUAUAAUAUCGCAGUAAGUGUAAUAGCGGAUUAGUAAAUAUUUUAUUUGGGAAUAUAAGGAUACAUGGUUAUCAACAAUUGUGUGAAAAACUUAUCUCAGUAUAUCAGGGAUUGAUUGGUUUUCUGUAAAAAAUGGAGCCUCCAAAACCACUUCCCAGUCUCCUCACCCUGAAGGUCUCUGUGCCGCCGGGUUUGGAUCAGCCGACAAUGGAGGAAUCUGAGAUCGACACGGAUCCGUCUUCAGUCAAGCUCCCAGCAGCUCUUGAACAAGCCUUAGCUUUCAAGACCGAACGUGCCAAGGAAGUUGGCACAGAUCCCAAUGAGAUCUCAGUCGUUCCAGACAGUUCCCCUUCUGAUCCACCUUCAGACCUUCGAAUUGAUUUCUCCGCGGAUACCCUCGAAAUUCCAAAUGAAAUUUCCAAUUCCAAUUCGAAUCAAAAAUCUCAAAAGUCGAAAAAAAAGAAAAAGAAGAAGAAGAAACGUCAUACAGUCGAUCCCAAGGAAGACCAAGAGAACAAGAAAAAGGACUCUGAUAUAUCUUCUACUAAAGAGGACUUGCCAGAGGUGGAGUACAUUCAGGAAACACCAGGAAUCACUGACCUGGAACCAAUGUAUCGUCAAUUUGCUCGGGUCUUCGAAGCCUUCAAAUUGAUCGAACCUGAAUCUAUAGAAAAAGAUCGAGAGCUGAUCGGUCAAUAUCCACUGGCUGCUACUCCAGUGGUUCCCAGUAAAGUCCCUGUACUCGAUGACUUCGACGAAGAUGCAGGACAAGUUCAGCCUUCCACAACGGAGAACGGAGCUCCUCGUCUAUCAAAAAGGAAAUUAAAACGAUUAACUCGUCUCAGUGUAGCUGAAUUGAAACAACUCGUUGGCCGUCCUGAUGUCGUGGAAAUGCACGAUGUAACAGCUCGAGAUCCAAAGCUUCUUGUUCAAUUGAAAGCUCAUAGGAACACAGUUCCAGUUCCCAGACACUGGUGCUUCAAACGAAAAUAUUUGCAGGGGAAAAGAGGAAUUGAAAAACCGCCCUUUGACCUUCCUGAUUUCAUUAAGCGGACUGGAAUCACCGAAAUGAGGGCGAGUUUGCAGGAGCGUGACGACUCGAAGACACUGAAAGCAAAAAUGAGGGAGCGGGCGAGGCCUAAAUUAGGCAAGAUUGAUAUAGAUUAUCAAAAGCUGCAUGACGCCUUCUUCAAGUGGCAAACAAAACCUAGAAUGACCAUUCAUGGGGAUUUAUAUUACGAGGGGAAGGAGUUUGAGACAAGGCUCAAGGAGAAAAAGCCUGGUGAACUCUCCGAUGAAUUAAGAACAGCCUUGGGAAUGCCAGUAGGGCCUAAUUGUCACAAGGUGCCACCGCCUUGGCUCAUUGCCAUGCAAAGAUAUGGUCCACCUCCUAGUUAUCCCAAUUUGAAGAUUCCUGGUUUGAAUGCACCAAUCCCUGAAGGAUGUGCAUUUGGUUAUCAUGCCGGGGGUUGGGGUAAACCUCCCGUUGAUGAAACAGGUAGACCACUCUAUGGGGAUGUCUUCGGCGUGGUGAGACCUCUUGGUGCCGAUGUAAUGGAUGAGGAUGUGGAUCGAGGAAUGUGGGGAGAGCCGGAGUCUGAGAGUUCUGGAGAGGAGGAUGAAGAUGAAGAAGGCGAUGAAGGUGGCGAUGUCGAUGGAGAUGGAAAGGAGAUGGAUGGAGACGCCAGUGGCCUGGUGACACCUGGAGCCGAAGGUUUAAUAACUCCGAGUGGUAUGACAUCCAUUCCUGCUGGAUUGGAAACUCCUGAGACAAUUGAACUGCGAAAGAAGAAGAUCGAGAGUGAUAUGGAGGGUGGAGAUACUCCAGCUGCCCUUUACACUGUACUUCAGGAGAGGAGGACCGAAGGACUCGGUGGUAGUAUGAUGGGCAGCACUCAUGUUUACGAUAUGACUGGAGCUGGAGGACAGGCUCCACCUUCUGUUAUUGCUGCCAGGAGGGGCAUAAGUGGGGGAGAGUCUCGAGUUGAGAAAGAUGGAACUGUUGAAGUGGCAUUAGAUCCUAGUGAACUAGAUCUGGACUCGGAAGCCAUGGCCUCGAGGUACGAAGAAACUAUCAGGUCUAGGCAGGCGCAUCUUAGGAGGGAGGAUGUAUCAGAUUUACUACAAGAUCAUGUACAACGACAGAAGAGUAAAAGAAAGCGACAGCAAACUCAAGAGAGCAAAUCUGCUAAGAAAUAUAAGGAAUUCAAGUUCUAGAUUUUUUGCAUUAUUUUCAGAUAUAGUUUAAGACAUUGUAAGUUACAUGAAAAGGCAAAGAAUCAUAUUCUCGAAUAAAGCUGUAAUUUUAUCUACCGAUCUAACCAUUCGAGUUUUAUCAACAAAUUUUCAAACCAAUUGAAUAGCAGGUCGAGUGCACGCGUGGAUCUUCACAGAACCCAAGUCCCCUUUCCACUGCUUCUUUAAGCACACUAAUGUUCUCUCGACGAGCUCGGAAACCCCUUGCAAUAGUUGUUUAUGCCACUCUGCUAUCUCUUCCCCAGAGAUUACGUCCCUGAUUUUCACGUAAACGGGACUAAGGAUAGUGAUUUGAGAUUGAGUUCUCAAUUAUAAAAAUUGAAGUCAAGCUAAAUUUUGUAAUAUUUCAUUUUAUUAACGAAAAUAUUUCUUAUUACUUUGAUAAUAAAAAUCACGUAUUAAAUUUUC
Messenger RNA from Diachasmimorpha longicaudata, 2899 nucleotides. It is a transcript of the gene Sf3b2, whose product is annotated as splicing factor 3B subunit 2. NCBI's taxonomy places the organism in Eukaryota, Metazoa, Arthropoda, Insecta, Hymenoptera, Braconidae. Gene Ontology annotation, cellular component: U12-type spliceosomal complex; nucleus. The record is from RefSeq and is a predicted model, not a curated record. Bases 368 to 2452 code for a protein of 694 amino acids. The transcript has 4 exons.